CGGGCCUGGACACCUUUUUAAAAAAUCAAUAAAUUAAUGGACGGGCCAGGCCCGACCCGUUUGUAAAAAUGGCCGGGCAUGAACAAUGGUAUUUAAAUUUCGGGCCGGCCCGUUAGCAAAUUAAAUCAGUGUUGUUUUUUUUUUUACAAAAAAAAAAAAAUACAGUCGACACAAUUGUACAAGUACUUAUCUAGAAGAGUCUUUGUCUCUUUGAAUGCCAUUUACUCUCUCUCUCUCCACAAUAUAAACAAAAAAAAAAACCCUAGAUCUACAAUCUACAUUUUCAUCUCUCUUUACUUCAUAGUUCAUAAUCUUUAUAUCAUACUAAUCAUAGUGAAAGGCAUCAUUUUUCAAAGCACAAGAUCUACGACGUGAAUAGUGAGGUUUUGUGUAAUAAUCAUGGAAGGGAGUGUCAAUUCUCCGGUAGAUGUGUUGGAUGAUGAAGAUGAACUUCCUUGCAAUAAUCAAAGCCCUCUAGUUAAUUCUAAAGGUAGGAAGUUAACUUUCCCUGUUUGGCAAAAUAUGACAAGACAAGUCUUAAAAGAUGGGAGUGUCAAAGCUACUUGUAAUUAUUGUAAGAUUGUAAUGAGUGCUAAUAGUAAUAGUGGCACAUCUCAUCUUGCAAGACAUAUAGGCAAGUGUCCUAAACGAAUGAAUUAUGACAUUAGAAAUUUUUGCAUUUCUGGUACUCCAUCAGUGGGUGGUAGUAGCAACUUGUCAUUAAAAAAUCCUAGUAUUAAUUUUGAGGAGGUUCGUAGAGCAUACUCAAGAUGAAUUUAUGUGCAUAACAGCUCAUUGGGUUGAUAUUAAUUGGAAAUUGCAGAAGAGAAUAAUUAAGUUUGGGGCCUUAACACCCCCAUUUGGUGGAGUGUCUCUUGCUGAUGAGAUUGCAUUAUGUUUGAGUGAAUGGAAAAUUGAUCACAAGGUACAUACUUUUACCGUGGACAAUGCAUCGUAUAAUGAUAGCAUGAUUUCUUCUCUUAAAAAUUAUCUCCAAAGAAAAAAAUGUUUGUUUUUUGGUGGAGAAUUUUCUCAUUUUCGUUGUGCUUGUCAUAUUAUUAAUCUAGUGGUGCAAGCUGGGUUAAAGCUUAUAGACGAUGUUGUGAUUAAAAUCAGAAGUAUAGUUAAGCAUUUUCGACACUCGAUCCCAAAGAAGAACAAGUUUUAUAAUAUUGCUGAAACAAGUUUUGGCAUAAAAUCAACUAAAAAAUUGCGUGGAGAUAAUUGCAUAAUGUGGAAUUCAACUUUUUUGAUGCUUGGUCGGUUUAUAUAUUUUAAAGAUGUCAUUGAUCGUGUAGUAAGUUGAGAUAAAGAUCUGAAAAGCUUUAGUCUCACAAAGGAUGAGUGGGAUAGAGUUGUUGAGUUGCAUGCUUUCUUGAAUAUUUUCUAUGAUGUAACUAAUACAUUUUCAUCUUCUAAGAAUUCCACUGCAAAUCUAUUUUUUGGUAGUGUGUGGAGGGUACAUAAGAAAUUAAUUGAGGUUGCAGAAGGACCUUUGGGUAACUUGUGUUCCAUGGCUAAGGAUAUGCAAGUAAAGUUUGAUAAGUAUUGUUCUGAAUAUAAUAUUCUUCUUUCAUGUGCUGCUGUUUUAGAUCCUCGUUUUAAGUUGGAGAGGGUAGAAUAUUGCUUUGCGAAGUUGUAUGGGGAACAUAUCCUAGUGAGAUGGUUUCACGUAUUAGAAUUACAUUGUUUGAUUUAUUUGACAAGUAUAAAGGAGUUGCACAUGGCUCAUCUUCUCCUACUUUUGCCACAAUUAAGCUCGAGGAAAACCAAUAUUUCUAACAGUGUAAGUUGUUCUGGUGAUCAAAUGAAUGAAAUGAUGGAGUAUAAAAUGUUCUCAAGUAAGAAGAGAAAAGUAGAUAGUGAGAAGAGUGAACUGGAGCUCUACUUAGAAGAGAAGAAUUCUGAUGUCAUGGAAAAAUGUGAUGUAUUAGCCUAUUGGAAUAAGAGCUCAGUUCGUUAUCCAAACCUUGCAUGCAUGGCUCGUGAUAUUUUAACCAUUCCUAUCUCUACUGUUCCUUCUGAAUCUGCUUUUAGUAUGAGUAAACAAUUGAUAAAUCCAUGGAGAGCUUCCUUGGGGGAAGAGACAAUUGAGGUUCUUGCAUGUUACGAAGAUUGGUUACGUGCAAAAGGCUUUACAUUAGGAGGCUCAUCGAGCUUUUUUAGUUAUGGGAAUUCAGCUCUUGGGGAAAAAGAAGAAGAUGAAGAUGACUAUGAAUCCAAAGACGAGGAUUAAACUACUAUUGAAUAAAAUUAUUUAAUUAAGUGUGUUUACACAUUUAAUAAUGCUUUUUUUUUUUAACUUAUUAUUUAUUUCUUAUUAUCUUCUAACUAACUACUAAUUUAAUUUUAAUUUUUGUUUUGAUAGUGGGCAGGGGUCUACAUUGGAUUUUGGAUUAAACUAGUAAGCUGGAGGAUAAUGAGCAAAUGGCAUACGCUACUGCUUGCAAAGUUGGACUAUUAAGCCUGUUUUAAUUUUGUGUAAUUAAUAUAUACUAUUUUGUAAAAAUUAAAUUUAUAACAUGCCCUGUUAAUAUUUUGCUUAAUGCAUUAUCUAUUUUAAGAUUCA
Chenopodium quinoa (quinoa) is the source of this 2569-nucleotide messenger RNA. RefSeq names its product zinc finger BED domain-containing protein RICESLEEPER 2-like. Bases 1514 to 2236 code for a protein of 240 amino acids. NCBI's taxonomy places the organism in Eukaryota, Viridiplantae, Streptophyta, Magnoliopsida, Caryophyllales, Amaranthaceae. The transcript has 3 exons. Gene Ontology annotation, molecular function: protein dimerization activity; DNA binding. The record is from RefSeq and is a predicted model, not a curated record.